Lucilia sericata (common green bottle fly) is the source of this 1980-nucleotide messenger RNA. RefSeq lists its product as uncharacterized. The record is from RefSeq and is a predicted model, not a curated record. Lineage: Eukaryota; Metazoa; Arthropoda; Insecta; Diptera; Calliphoridae. Bases 791 to 1834 code for a protein of 347 amino acids. The transcript has a single exon.
UAUAAUAUUCCCAGGUGGUGGACAAUCUGCCCUCCCUCAGCUUAAGUGAAAUUAAAGCUGGGAGAGGGCUGAUGGUCCAUCACCACCCCCUAUCCGCAACCCGGGGACGCGCUCGUUAGGAAAAAACUGAAAACCAACAUUUAAAAAUGAAGACAUAAAUUGUAUAAGCUGCAUUAGAGGUAAGCAAAUACGGCAGUCCUUUCCUAAGAAGAAUAAUAAAUCAAGCAGUGAAGUAUUAGAAUUAAUACACACAGAUUUGUGUGGUCCGAUGAGAGUAGAAUCAAUAAGUAAGAAACUUUAUUUCGCAACAUUCAUCGACGACUUCACUAGAAAAGUAUUAAUUGUUCCAUUCAAAAUCAAGUUGUAUAUUUUACCUACUAAAGUGUAGUAACAGUGAUUGUGAACAGAUCUUUGCAGCAAGUCAUAAGAUUAUGUUCUCAAUGAAAAAAAAAAAAAAAAAAAAACAAUCAAAACAAAUAUACAUAACAAUGUCAAAAGUGUAGUAAUAUAAGAUAUGGUAACACUAAUUGUAAUUAGGUCUGGUAGCAUUAAUUGUAAUUGCAUAUAAUUGCAACUAACUUCACGGUUGCAAAAAAACUGCAACCAACUUCAUUAUUAAUUGUGAUUUCCGCCUUGAAUAAAGUGAACAAAAAUAAGUAAAACGUGAAAACAAAUAAAAAUAAAUAAUUCAACUUGGCCAAUUACUAUAAAAUCAGGUGUGGGGUACGACUGAAGCCCCUUUGUGUAUAAUUUGUGCACAAACUUUCAAGGAUUACUAAUUCAUUUGGAGAUGAAUAUGGAUUUGCGACCAAGUCGCCAUGCUUUAAUGGCUGCAUUAACAAAUGCUGGGAUUGAAUUCCCCGAGUCAGCAACCCUAAGCCAAUUAAGGCUAUUGUUUCAAGAAGUGCAAAAGGAGGAAAAUAUGCCUACGGGAAAUUCAAAUGCAAACGAUGAACCCACAAGCGACGGACGUCCAACUGACAUGUUGAUGAUCAGUGGGGGCAGAUUUUCUGACAAUUUGUCAAAAAUAAUUCCGCACAUGUGCGGAAUAACCGAUGACAAUGUGACCGAGAUACCAUCGGAUAGAAAUGAUGUACCAAACAACACGAUGCCGAUGGUUGAUCAAUUGGUAAAUUUUACUGAGGUCAGUGCCCAAAUCCAGAAUACACCCGAAGCUAUUAAACCUGCUGCCCAUGUGCCCGAUGUAAACGUGCCUGAAGUUGCUGUCAAUAUACCAACUGAUAAUUCUGCUGCCAUGCCUGAAGUUGCUGUCAAUAUACCAACCGAUAAUUCUGCUGCCGUGCCUGAUGUCGAAAAUUUUUCUUAUAAUGCUGCUGGAAAACAAAAUUCUGCUGCCAAAAAUGAACUUAGAAAUUUACAAAUACGACUGGAAAUUUUAAAAUUGCAGCAACAAAUUCGAGCGUUGGAAACAAAUGCCCAACCAGCCGCAUAUGUCCAUCGCAUUGACUUAAUGGAGCUGGACUCAGCAGUGCCACCAUUUUCCGGGGAUGACCAUUACGAUGUAAUGAAAUGGUUCACGCAAUUUGAGGAUUAUGCUUCCAAUUACACAAUGAAGGAAAAAUGUGUGGGUGUUCGUCGUCGCCUGGAAGGGACAGCAAAGAAGUAUGCAAACAAUUUAGGUUUGGUGGACUAUGACGAGCUAAAAGUUAAGCUCAUAAAUAUGUUUAGGCGCACGGUGUCCCGCCAAGAAAUUUAUCGGCAAUUACGAACGCGUACCUUAAGCCCGAAUGAAACGUGCUUAAGCUACUUAGUUGCCAUGCAAUCAAUUGCCUCAAAAGCAGAUAUUUCAGAAGAAGAGCUGGUUGACAUGUAAUUGACGGCAUACAAGACAGUGGCAACGCUAUUUCAUAUUUGUAUGGGGCCAGAACUGUAGAUGAAUUAGUUGUGCGGAUGGACCGAUAUGAAUAUCGACGCAAGCAGAUCCGUCCAACCAAAAAUCCAGUAACAACUAAUAUUAAU